Molecule: messenger RNA, 345 nt
Organism: Staurois parvus
Lineage: Eukaryota; Metazoa; Chordata; Amphibia; Anura; Ranidae
Source: the annotation of a GenBank genome assembly
UGCCCCUCGGACACAGCGGAUCACGGAAAGAGCCGAAGAUGUAGGCUCAGUCAUGUGAUCAGCUGUGUCCCAUCACAGCUGAUCACUGAUCAUCAGGGCACUGAUGAUCAGUGUGCCCUGAUGAUCAGUGUGGCCCCAGAAGUGCCACCUGUCAAUGCUCAUCAGUGCCAGUGCCCAUCAGUGCCAUGUGCCAGUGCCCAUCAGUGCCACAUCAAUGCCACAUAUCAGUGCAUACGAGUGCACAUCAAUGCCACAUAUCAGUGCCCAUCUGAGCUGCCUUUCAAUGUCACCCAUCAGUGCCAGUCAGUGCCACCCAUCAAUGCCAAUCAGUGCCACCUAUCAGUG